AUUUGGAUUGGCAAGUGAAGAAGAAGUAGGGACAACAACAACAGAGUGGCUAAACCUAAUUUAAACUCUAGUGUGUGGAUAGGAAUCCAACCAAUUUUCUCUUCAAUUGUUGUUGUGCCUGGUCAGUUCUAGAGAGAGAAGAAAUGGGUGAAGAGGAAGAGAUUAUUGUAGAAGAAAAGAUAGACAACAAUUUGAACAAUGUCAAGGGUUUUCUGUGGAAGUUCCCUGUCUUCAAGACCAGAGAGUUAGGGAAGCUUGGCCCUGCAUUUGGUCUUGGUGUUGGCUGUGGUGUAGGUUUUGGUGUGGGAUUCCUUGGAGGUUUAGGGAUAGGUCCUGGACUUUCUUCUAAACUGCAGCUAGGAGUUGGUUUUGGUGCUGGAUGUGGAGUUGGAAUAGGCUUUGGUUACGGCAUGGGAAAAGGAGUUGCACAGGAUGACAGUGGGCGACAUGCUAAUCUUGGGAGACUUUCUCGGCAGAACGGAAAACUUCCUUUUCGGUACACUGCUGAUUAGCUGCAAAGGACACCGUGGCUUAGAAUUUGAUUGUGAUGCAGCUGACUUCUGUGAAGCAGGGUCAUAAGAAGAUUAUGUUUUUGUAGCAAACAUGUUAUAGACUUCUUAACAUCCUGUUCAGUCUUUUCAAGCUGGAGAUGAAAAGUCCCUCCUGUUUUGUAAGGACUUCUUACUGUCCAUCUCUUCUUUAUGUUUUACAAUAAAAAUGAAAUUAGGGAGUUGCUGCCUUCAGUAAUAGACAUCAUCAGGCUAUUGUCUGGGUGGGGUGAAUUCCUGAUUUUCUUGGAUCUUUUAGAUGUUCAAGACUCAAUUUCUUUCAGUUGUAAGGUGUUUUCUACACGAAGUUCCUUCUUCCAACAAAAAAUAAGAAGUUAUUCGAGUUUUCAAAUUUGAGUAUGUAACUAUUGUGUAUUAUUUAAUCAAACGAACAUUGAAA
Molecule: messenger RNA, 948 nt
Organism: Papaver somniferum (opium poppy)
Lineage: Eukaryota; Viridiplantae; Streptophyta; Magnoliopsida; Ranunculales; Papaveraceae
Product: protein TRIGALACTOSYLDIACYLGLYCEROL 5, chloroplastic-like
Exons: 3
Coding region: 144-512 (122 amino acids)
Source: RefSeq, a predicted model, not a curated record